AGUAGGCGGUUGUCGAUAGUGCAGUUGUUUUGUGUUCGUCGUGUCCGUGUGUUUUCGUGAACGUGAAAUUCGCCUACACCCGUUUAUUUUUUUUUUCAAAUAAAGUACGUGCUUUGUGAAUAAGUGUAUUCAUUCGGUUACAAUGGCUAAUGCUCCUGUGAAGAAGGUCCCUAUACAUUUACAGAGCUCGCAGAAUCGGCUCCUGAUCAAAAAUGGCAGGGUUGUCAACGAUGACGGCAUGGAAGACGCUGACGUCUACAUUGAAGAUGGAAUUAUCAAGCAAGUGGGCCGGAACCUCAUCAUUCCUGGCGGCACUCGCACCAUCGACGCGACCGGCAAACUGGUGAUGCCUGGUGGCAUCGAUCCUCAUACCCACUUCGAGUUGGAGAUGAUGGGAGCUAAAUCUGCUGACGACUUCUAUAAAGGCACCAGAGCCGCAGUAGCGGGUGGCACCACUACUGUCAUUGAUUUCGUUCUACCUGAAAAAGGGCAGUCUCUCAUAGAAGCUUACAACAAUUGGAGAGAGAAAGCAGACAAUAAGGUUUGUUGCGAUUACGCCCUCCACGUGGGUAUCACGUGGUGGUCACCAUCGGUCAAGAAGGAGAUGGAACAACUGGUCACCGAUCAGUACGGUGUCAACUCGUUCAAGAUGUUCAUGGCGUACAAGGACGCGUGGAUGCUGGACGACUACGAUAUGACUCGCGCCAUGGAGACUUGUACUGAGUUGAGAGCGUUACCUAUGGUGCACGCCGAAAAUGGUCAUAUAAUAGCUCGCAACACCGAGAAGUUACUGGCGGCGGGUGUGAACGGACCCGAGGGUCACGAGUUGUCUCGUGACGAGGAGGUGGAAGCUGAAGCCGUGAACCGUGCGUGCGUCAUCGCCAAUCAGGCGGACUCGCCCCUCUACAUCGUGCAUAUGAUGUCUAAGAGUGCUAUACAAGCAUUAGAGAUCGCUCGUCGUAGACAAAAGCCACCGGUCUACGGAGAAACUUUGGCCGCCACCGUCGGCACUGACGGCACUCACUAUAGGAACGCGUGUUUCCGCCACGCCGCCGCUCAUGUUCUGUCGCCGCCACUGAGACCAGACCCUGAUACUCCACUAGCUAUGGUCGAAGCAUUGGCCGACGAUCGUCUUCAAUUAAUAGGAAGCGACAACUGUACCUUCCAUGAGAAGGACAAGGAAUUGGGAAAGGAUAACUUCUCUAAGAUUCCCAAUGGUGUGAACGGAGUGGAGGACCGCAUGGCCAUCUUGUGGCAGAAAGGAGUAAACACUGGCUUGAUGGACCCAUGCCGUUUCGUGGCCGUGACGAGCGCGACUGCGGCGAAGGUGUUCAACCUGUGGCCGGGCAAGGGGCGCGUGUGCGCGGGCGCGGACGCCGACCUGGUGGUGUGGGACCCGCGCCUCGAGCGCACCAUCAGCGCCGCCGCGCACCGCCACGCCGUGCCCUUCAACAUAUUCGAGGGUCAGCACGUAGUAGGAAGCCCUCAGUACGUGAUCGUGAACGGCAGAGUAUGCCUCGACGAUGGAGAUUUGCGUGUCGCUGAAGGUUCUGGCCGAUUCCUCAAGACCCCGGUGAACAGCCCGUACGUGUACGGAGGCGAAGCACCCUCCUCGUCUCCACAACCUCAGCGGGAAACUCCAACACACUCGCCAUCCAAGAUCUCCAAUGGCAAUGGAACUCCUGAUCUCAACUUGGUCCAGAGACAGCUGGACAGCGUGAACGUGUCCGGGUGCAGCACCCCCACCGGACGGAAGAUGCGCGAGCCCGGACAGCGAGACCUGCAGAACUCCACCUUCUCAAUCAGCAAAGAGAUCGAGGGUUUGGAUACGAAGACUUCAGUACGCGUAAGGAACCCCCCUGGCGGCAAAUCAUCCGGUCUUUGGUAAAUCAUAUCUAGGCUAUUGAGGCUUCGCAUCAAAAAAUAUCGCUUGUGGAAAAAUAAAAAAACACUGAUUAUCUUUCUUACAAUUUUUUUUCGAAACAUGUAUGAAAAAUACUUGAAAAGAACUCGUAUAUACGGUGCAUCUUUUUUGUUAUUAAUAUCGUAUACAAUCGGUAGAUGGCGCUGUAAUUAAAACAGUGUAUUUAUUGUAUUUUUGAAAUCAUGUUUAAAUUUUAUUUAGACUAUUGAAAGCAUACUUUGUAAUUUUCAAAUUGAUUUCGAGUUCAUGUAUUUCCACAAGCGGCUUAUGUUCCCUGUUCAUAUGAAAACCGGUUAAUUACGAGUAAUUCGAAGUAAAACCUAGAACAAGGGAAUCACGCUUGGCAGCCGCGAACCGACUUUAGUUUAUUAUGUUCGUAACCCAAAGCUACCUAAGUAAUAUGAGAAGGAAAAGUUUAUGAACAUAAAGUCAGUACCUAGAUUUUUUUUAGAAUUGAAAAUACCCUAAUGACCACACUAAACUUUUAUAUUAUCAAUUUUAGGAAAUAAUUGAGUAAUGCUUGGCAAUAGCUUUGUUUAAAAAUUUAGAUUUAAAAGUGGAUUCUGCUGGCCUAGCAUCAUUUUUAUCGACACGAUAAUGUCUAUGUCUCGCUCAUAGUUCAGCUAUGCGAUUGAGACAACAAUACACGCUUUAUCAUAUUCCAUAAUAUACCGCGUGAUAUGCGGCUAUAAAGCUACAGAUCAAGACACUAUUACAAGAUUAAAGUGUUAUAUUAACAGUACAUGGUACUGAUACUUUUUUAUUUUCAAAAUUAAUGAUUUGACAGUGUUCAUCCACUUUUCCGAGUUUAAAUUAGACUGUUAAUGAGCAUGACAUAACGAGACAUCUAUAUUUAUUGGUGUUUUAGUUAAUAACAGACUGACAUAGUGUCACUGUGUGGAUCAUAUUUGAUUUAAUUAGCGAAUAUGUUCAAUACGAAGACUGCCAUUGAUUAAAUAAAAAACUUCGAGUGUGAUCCAUAAAUGACGUAAUAAAAUGUAUUCAUUACUUAAUGAUGUGCGAAAACGUAGGUUUUGUAAGAUGAAAAUUUGUCGACUCUUCCCCAAUUACACUUAUAGACGAAUGGACUCUGCUGUUACUAAUAUGAUAUUGGUGUUUUAUAAUUGUGAUAUGAUAUAAACGAUAUUCUUUAUUUUAAUAAAGAAAAUUCGUUUAUAUUUUAAACAAAUAACGAAAGAAAACCAUCGCUUGCGCCAUCUAUGUUUCGAUCAACCAAAGUCGCUACAAAUUUUCAUUUUAUAUUAAUUCCGCGUUUGCUGUAUUUGUUGUAAAAUGUAUCUUGUUAUAACAAUAUUUGUCAAUUGACAUUAUUAAGUUUACAAUAGCAAAUAUUACUUUAGAGCCAGGUCUGAAAAUUUUGUAGGUUCUACGUAAAAAAAUGACCAAUUUUUUAAAUAAUAUUGUUUUGUUUUUUAUUGACAUAACCUUGUAAUGUUUCCAAGUGUUAUUUAAUUACUUUUUUAUAAUGUACUACUGAUAAGUAGAUAACUAACAUGUUCCCAAAAUGGUUUUCUAUAUUUUAAAUCCAAAGCAUUUAAAAUUAUUUUUAUAACUGUCAUUAUAAGUGGAUGUAUGUGAGAAAUUAACAUGUUAUAUUUGUUUUAUUUCCGCUUAAGAUUUAGUAUAAGUUAUAGUUCAUUGUUUUUAUAUUUAUAUAUCUAAUUCGUAUAUUUGUUUAGCGGUAUAUAAGGUUAUCCUUUAGUCUAUGCCAAAUCGUAGUUUUCCAUGAUACUAUAAUUGUCAUUGGUUAUUCCUUUUUCAAAAUAUUUUUAUCGAUACAGUAUUUAUAAGAUUCAUAGAAAUUUCAUAGUGACGUGGAAAAAUCUGCUCUUAUCGAAUCAAAACCAUUAGAUUUUAGUACUAUAGUACAAAUUUGUUUAAAUCUUUUUUAUACUAUACUAUUUUCCUGACAAUUAAGCUAGUCUUGUAUCCGCAUCAAUGUUUUAUAGCAUUUUACAAUUUUCUCCUACAAUUUAAGCAUUGUCACAAAAUAAAACAAUGUAAUCUCG
Messenger RNA from Diatraea saccharalis (sugarcane borer), 3954 nucleotides. Lineage: Eukaryota; Metazoa; Arthropoda; Insecta; Lepidoptera; Crambidae. The record is from the annotation of a GenBank genome assembly.